UAAUAGAUGUAUACAAACAAAAGUAAAUCAAUAAUCAAUUUUUAGAUAUUGAAUAAUUUAUUAUUAUUCUAACCUUAAUUUUCAAAUGAAAUAAAAUACUAUUUUUUAUAUACGAAAACUUGCAAAAAAACUCUUGAAUUUGUUCAUUUAUUGAAAUAAUUUAAUAAAAAUUAUUUAAAUUGAAGAAGAAAAAAAAAUGUGAAUUGUGGUUUAUUAAAAUGUGAUAUUUGCAUUAAUAUAAAGUCACAAGGAUUGUUAUGGUGAACCUUUGAUGAAACGUCACAGUGACAGCUGCACGUGUAAAAGCAUAUAACCUUAUUUGAAAAAAUAAUUUACAAAGCAGUCGCGAAUCUCUAUAGAAAUCAAUAUAAUUUAUUUAAUAUUUUUGAAAAUUAGGUCAUGAUUUCUGAUUUACUUCCAUUUUGGUCAAAAUAUUGGUUUUAUAUAUUAAUAUCACUUUUUACUUAUUCAUAUAUUUUAUGGAUGAUACCGCGUGUAAAAUCUAAAUUAGAAAAUGAAAAACGUAAGAAAAUAUGCGAAACAGAAACUACAGAUAAUGAAGAAGAAAAAAGUUACCUAAAUGAAGAAGAUGACGAACCGGCAUUAAAUCCAAAUUUAAAACACAUUCCCUAUAAUUAUCAACGACUAAGUGAAACACAAAUGCGAAAGAAAGCUCAACAAUUUUUUGAAAUUACUAAUUCUCGAAGAACAUUAAGAUUUUUCAGUUCUGAUCCAAUUCCAAAGGAUGUUAUUCAUAAUAUUAUAAGAGCAGCUGGUACCGCUCCAAGUGGAGCACACACUGAACCUUGGACAUUUGUCGUGAUUACUGAUUUCAAUAUCAAAGCAAAAAUACGCGAUAUUGUGGAAAGGGAGGAAGAAAUAAAUUAUAAAAAAAGAAUGGGUGAAAAAUGGGUAACUGAUCUUAAAUUUUUAAAAACAAAUUGGACAAAAGAAUAUCUUACAACUGCCCCGUGUUUGAUUCUUGUAUUUAAACAAAUUUAUGGUAUUUUGCCAAAUAAUGCUAAAAGAGUUCAUUAUUAUAAUGAAUUAAGUGUUGCGAUAGCUUGUGGAAUUUUGAUCACAGCUAUUCAGUAUGCUGGAUUAGUAACGCUUACUUCAACUCCAUUAAAUUGUGGUUCUGCACUUCGUUUUCUUCUAAAUCGUCCUACUAAUGAGAAGCUUACCUUGCUUCUUCCCGUAGGAUAUCCAGCCGAUGAUGCUACAAUUCCUCUGUUACAUAGAAAACCUCUCUCCGAUAUUCUCGUUGAAAUGGAUUAAGUACUUACAAUUCCACCUAUAAUUUUAUUUCAUAAAAUUAAAAUCAAGCUUUAAUUUUGAUACACAUCCCUUUUUUUUUAAAUAAAAUUAAUAUUUUGAAAAUAAUAAAAUUUCCUUCUUUUUAUAAUAUAAAUAAAAAAUAAAUCACAAUACUUUGAUUUAAAUAUUUCCUUUACGAUUCGUAUGAAAAUUAUGUGAACACCUCCAAAUAUUGUCUUUUCAAGUUGUUUAAAAAUCUGCAAAAAAACAAACAAAUCAGCAUUAUAAUUUGUAUAAACUAAUAUUUAUUUUAAUGUUGCAUACAAUGUGUUAAAAAUAAGCAGUAUAAAAAUUAUGUUCGAAGAAGACAUUAUUAAAAAUCGAUUCAAACUCAAAAAUUCAUUUGAAAUUCGCAGUAAACAUUAUGCAAUUCCACACGAUUAUUUUAUUACAAAUCUAUUUCGUAUUGUAUAAAUUCAAACAAAAAAUAAAAAAAAAAAAUAAAAUAAAUUUAAAGUAAAGAAAAAAAAAACACGGGUUUUACAAUCAGUGAGUAGAAAAUAUAUCACCACUGUAGUAGUUUAAAUUAAGUACAUCUGAUAUAUAUAUAUAUAAAAUACAAAAAUACUGAUCUAAACAACCAAGGGCAUUAUGUUAUUAAAAAACAUAAUAAUUGGCAAUAUCGAAUUAGUUUGUUAUAUCUAUACUGCUACCAUGAGCUAUGUCGUUAAAUGUAAAAGCUUGAGUAUCAUGGUACAUUCAGAUAAACAAAGAAGUUCUAUUAUGAUUUUACGAGACACUUAAAGAUUAAUAUUAUCUCAUCCUAGAAUAUCCAAUGUUAUUUUUUUUUUCAUCUUUUCGUAGGACUCUUUUUUAGAGUUUUUUUUUUCAAUCUUAGUUAGUGAAGAUCUUAAGAAUAGUUGUCGAAAUGUAAAAUAUCCAAUUUGUUAACCGUAUUGAAGCAUUUUUUUUUUGUAAAAUUGUAAAAUGGACCAAAAAAAUCCAACUUUCUUAUCUGACAAAUAGAUUAAUUAAACGAGAACUAGGAGAGUAUUGUAUUUUAAGAAAAAAAAAAAAAAAAUUGUAAAACUAUUUUUCAGUCAUUUCGAUGUCUUACGAUAGCAUCACUCUUAAACUUUAUAUGAUUAAUAUAAUUAAAAUUAAGUCAUCAAUAUUAAUCAAUGUGUGAAUAUCGUUAUUUAAAAAUGUAAAAAAAUUACUUCCAAAUGAUCUACGUAUUUGUACAAUUCGCUGCAAUUAAUCAAAAAAGUAUCGUCAUAUUUUUUUUUUAUUUUUUUUUUUUCUUAUAUAAAAGUGAGACGAAACUUUUGUUUGUAAAUUGUAAAUAUAAAUACAUAUUUAAUCACUUGAGAUCAUAAAUGCCUGAGAUAUCUAAUGCACCAUAUUGAAAGUUCAAAAAAAAAAAAAAAAGAAUGUAUUGUUCAAUUAUCGUUGAUCAACAAAAUGUUUUUGCAUAUUGUCUAUUAAAUACAGAAUAAAACUUAAAAAUUGAGUAUUUCUUAAAUGGCAGAGAACAUCUGAACUCUUUCAAGGGCAUUAGUCAAUUAGAAUUAUCAGAUUCAUUUUCACCAGAGUCUUCAAGUAUGAUAAUAUUACUCAAGUGUCAAAAUAUCAAAAUCACUUUUCAUUUAAAAAAAAAGAUCUCUAUAUAAAAUAAAUUUUCCUUUUCUUUUUUAAUUACUUAUAAAAACAAGAAUUAUAAAUCUUCAUUUUUAAAAAAAAUUUCAAUAACUAAAAAUUAAAAUAAAAUUUAAUUACAAAUGAAAAGAAAAUUUAAAAUAAAAAUUAAAAAAUAUAACUUCUUUUGUAAUAUUCUAUCAUAUUCUCGGUAAUAUUAUCUCUAAUUGUAAAACUAUCAAACUCUAGUUUAUUUAGCUGCUUUCAAACACAACUGGGUUUUAAAAUAGCACGAGAUGCCGGAAAAGCGUAAGUUCAAAAUACUCUCCUAAUUCAAAAGCGUCUGAUUAUUUCACAGCGAUGGGUGGAUCGUUGAACUUUUUUUUUUUUUUUUUUUUUUUU
This is a messenger RNA of Leptopilina boulardi, 3297 nucleotides long. It is a transcript of the gene Iyd, whose product is annotated as iodotyrosine deiodinase. The record is from RefSeq and is a predicted model, not a curated record. The transcript has 5 exons. Gene Ontology annotation, molecular function: oxidoreductase activity. The coding region runs from base 400 to 1278 and encodes 292 amino acids. NCBI's taxonomy places the organism in Eukaryota, Metazoa, Arthropoda, Insecta, Hymenoptera, Figitidae.